Cyanistes caeruleus (blue tit) is the source of this 1425-nucleotide messenger RNA. Lineage: Eukaryota; Metazoa; Chordata; Aves; Passeriformes; Paridae. The record is from RefSeq and is a predicted model, not a curated record.
AUGGAUGCCUUGGUGUUGGAGUUUUGGCAGGGCUUACUGGAUAGGAGGCAUAUCAACAUUUCAGAGUGUGCUUUCCAGCGAUUGUAUUCUUAUGGCAAGCGUGAGGGGUUUUUCCCUAUGGUUGAGAAAGCUUUUUCGAAGCAGGCUUGGGAUUCCUUAGGGGAUUCCCUGAUUCCUGCAAGGUGCUCCGUGGACCUGGCGGAUCUCCUGGUGACCUGGAGGCUUUGCGACCGAGCUCUGGGGAGCUAUGGGUCCUCUUCUGUUGACUCCGUGGGAGAUUUCUCGGAGUUGGGCAAAGUGGAUGGGAUGACUUCCAGCUCUGGAAGUGGGGCGGACUUCUCCCUCCCCACGAUGCCGCUGCGCUGGGGGAAGGCAGUGUCUCCGACUGGGAGCAAUGGAAGGCAGGGAGCCACUGGGGCGUGGCCCCGCGCUGCUCCUGGACGCAGGCUCGGUGACGAUUCCGUGUCCCCAUUGCGGGGGCGCUGUGCGGAGGCAGGCGGGGGCAGUCCUGGAGGACGGAGAGCUGAGAACCGGCUGCGGAGAGAUAGCGGCUUCGGGUCCACUGGGCUGCCUCAGGUUCACUGGACCGCUGUCCUGACAGACAAGGAUCGUCUUGAGUCAGUGUGCACCCUGUCCAUCCCUGGUGAUACGCCGCUUGACGUUGACCUCCGCAGCGUGGACAUCACAAUUGUCAGGCUUGCCGACUGGUUCCCAGAGUGGCCUUUGGAACUGGUGCAGACAUCUGUUGCGGGGUUGGCAGGAGCAGCACAAUGCUAUGUGAGCCGGAGGCCUAUGUUCAUCGUGAACCCAGAGGGAGACAUGGCCAUGGUUUGGCUGUACAUUACAAAUGGCUCUUGAAUAAAUUUCUAGGGGAGGGAUGUUCUGGCUGCAUGGGGAGUGCACAUCAGGACAAAUUUUUGAUGGGGGCCAUGGUGCUAGAAGGCGUGGACUGUCCUAUGCCUCCUAUAUGGUGGCUGGUGGACAAACCCUUUUGGGAAAACCAGUGGCCCCUCCCUCAAGAUAAAUUAGUCACCCUCCAUGAUUUAGUGCAAGAACAGUUGGACCAGGGUCAUCUGGAGCCUUCUACCAGUCCCUGUAACACUCCUGUUUUCUGCAUCAAGAAAAAGUCUGGGAAAUGGAGGUUGCUACAAGACCUCCAGAAAGUUAAUGCUGUGAUGGAAAGCAUGGGGAUGUUGCAGGUUGGCAUGGCAUCACGCACCAUGCUUCCUGCUGAUUGGCUAGUCGUCAUUGUGGAUCUGAAGGAUUGUUUCUUUACAAUUCCUUUGCAUCCCGAUGACAGACUGAAAUUUGCCUUCUUGGUGCCAGCUGUCAAUAAUUCUGAGCCCACACAUAGAUAUCAGUGGAGGGUUUUGCCACAAGGCAUGCGGAAUUCGCCAGCCAUUUGCCAAUGGUAUGUGACUUGAG